This is a messenger RNA of Leptopilina boulardi, 1906 nucleotides long. RefSeq names its product ras-related protein Rab-35 (gene Rab35). Bases 332 to 937 code for a protein of 201 amino acids. Gene Ontology annotation, biological process: endocytic recycling. Gene Ontology annotation, molecular function: GTP binding; GTPase activity. Gene Ontology annotation, cellular component: endosome membrane; plasma membrane. The record is from RefSeq and is a predicted model, not a curated record. The transcript is spliced from 3 exons. NCBI's taxonomy places the organism in Eukaryota, Metazoa, Arthropoda, Insecta, Hymenoptera, Figitidae.
UAAAGAAAAUGGCGACAAUGUCAAGUUGAUAUACGAAAAUGGGCGUCGUGGGUAAAUGAGUAACGUUUUUUCUUCCGCAAUGAUAAUAAAUAUUAACAUCGAUCAAAUAUGGCAAUUAUCUAAUUUUCUAGUGCUUUGUUCAAUAAACAAUAAUUAGUGAUUUCUAAAAAUUGUUUAAUGCAAUUGCUGAAAUAAUUCAGGGCAACAAAACGACUCCGUUUGUAUAAUAGUUCUUUAUUCCAAGAAGAAAGAAUAAAUAACUGACAUUCUUCAUCGAUCAAAUAAUAUACACAACUCUAUCAAAAAAAAAAAAAAAAAAAACAUUGUAAAAAUGUCUAAGGAAUAUGAUCAUUUGUUUAAACUUCUCAUGAUAGGAGAUAGUGGUGUUGGAAAAAGUUCCUUGUUGCUGCGAUUUGCUGACAAUACAUUUAGUGGCAGUUAUAUUACGACAAUAGGAGUGGAUUUUAAAAUUCGUACAGUACAAAUUGAUGGUGAACGAGUGAAAUUACAAAUUUGGGACACAGCCGGACAAGAGCGUUUUCGAACAAUAACAUCGACUUAUUAUCGAGGUACACAUGGAGUGAUAGUUGUUUACGAUGUAACAAGUGGCGAUACAUUUGCAAAUGUGAAAAGAUGGCUACACGAAAUUGAAUACAAUUGCGAAUUAGUCAAUAAGAUUUUAGUUGGAAAUAAAAAUGAUUCACCAAAUAAUAAAGUUGUCCUCACAGAAGACGCACAACGUUUUGCCAAUCAAAUGGGAAUUCAACUUUUUGAAACUUCCGCUAAAGAUAAUAUCAACGUCGAUGAGAUGUUUUCGGAUAUAACACGACAAGUAUUACGCACGAAGAAAGAAAUGAAGGUACGACAAGCAAUUCAAACCAACGAGACGGUGAAUUUGAGAAAAAACACUAAACAACAUAGAAAGAAAUGUUGUUAACGAGAGAUAGCUAAGUACUAGUUUUAUUUCUAAAACUAAAUAUAUAACAUUGUUUUCCAUAAUAGUCAGACGGGCGGAGAAUGCGCAUUUGUUAUUAUAAUGACAGAAAAUUGAAUUUUUUGCCUAAAUUUGAAAAAAAAGAGUAGAAACAAUUUUGACAUUCUUUAUCGCCGUCUUUCCAAAGAUAUUAGUAAAUAUGUGCAUUUUCAUAAAAUGAACGUCUAUUUGAAUAUUUUUUAAUUUUUCUUUCAACGUGGAAAUUUGUUUUUUUAUUUUUCACGACGGAACAUAAAAACACAAAAUUGACGUCUCUAAUACCUCUCUAAAAAAAAAAAAUGGAAAAAAACAAAAAAAAAAUCAGCUUUAAGUUUAGAUUAUAUACACACUAAGAUACUAUUUGUAAAAUGUUAUCGAAAUUUUUGACGAAAGUUUUUUUUUCAAUUAAAAAAAAAAAUGACAAUACAACGAUUUGCACAAAUUUCUUAUUUUUGUCAUAAUUGUAAAAUAAAAAAAUUAAUUUAGCUUCCUUUUUUUUUUUAAACUGAAUUAACAUUUUACAAAUAGGGUGCUAUUUAAAUAUAUCCAGAGGUCCAAGUAGGUAUUAGAUUAUUUGUUUUCAAUUUUAAAUAAGAUUUCUGAGAUUGAUUGUCAUUGCCUGUUCUUUUUUUUAAAUUGCUAUUAAUUUCUUUGUGAAGAAUUUUUUUCCAAAAAAAAAUUUCCAGCCUCUGGGAUUUUAAAUAUUUAAUGUCGAUUAUUUUUUUUUUUUUUUUUUUUUUUUUUUAAACGAUCGUAAACAGGAGAGGCAGGCAGACAGAAUUUUUUUUAUAUAUAUAUUUAAUUGUCAAGAUUCAAUCAAUGACUGUUAAUCUGUCUGUAAAUAAAUCUGUGAUAAUAGUUAAAUUCAUCUCUAAUAGUGUACUACGUUGGCUGCCACUGUUAAUAAAUAAUAAUAAAAAAAAAAAAAAAAAA